This is a messenger RNA of Thalassophryne amazonica, 2016 nucleotides long. RefSeq names its product zinc finger protein 513-like. The record is from RefSeq and is a predicted model, not a curated record. NCBI's taxonomy places the organism in Eukaryota, Metazoa, Chordata, Actinopteri, Batrachoidiformes, Batrachoididae. The coding region runs from base 156 to 1571 and encodes 471 amino acids. Gene Ontology annotation, molecular function: RNA polymerase II cis-regulatory region sequence-specific DNA binding; DNA-binding transcription factor activity. Gene Ontology annotation, biological process: regulation of transcription by RNA polymerase II. The transcript has 5 exons.
AAAAUGCAUUUGGAAGUUUUAGAGGAAGAUGUGCUGGUUAGCAGGAUGGAUCUGUCAACUCCUCCUCCGCUGCUCCUCAGGAGGAAGAGGAAGGAGGUGAAGAGGAGGAUCAGCCCGCUGGCUUCCUGACGGACUUCAGCCGAACACAGAGCGACAUGCCCCGAAGAAAACAGAGCAACCCUCAGCCCGUCAAAGUGGGUUCGGAGCUCCGCGCCAUGGCUGCUGAGCCGGGCUGCCUGGUUUUAGACUCUGACUUCCUGCUGGACUUUGGAGACUCUGACAUCAUGGGUCUGGACAGAGAUGCUGGAGUGGACCUGGGGGCGGAGCUUUGCCUGUCAUGUGAAGGCCUCCAAUCAAAGCAGCAGCCAGCUUCAGAUGAUUCCUCGCUACUGGGUGGGUUGAACAAAACCAUCAAUAGCGACUCCAGCAGCAAGAGCAGAAAUGUAAAUACGGCAGACGAAGGAGGCAAAGUCUCUGAGAAGAUGUUUUCCUGCUCACUGUGCUCCUUCGCUUCCCGUUACUCCAACCACCUGAAACGCCACAGGAGCAUCCACGACGGAGAGAAACCGUACCGCUGUUACAUCUGCCCCUACGCCUCAGCCCAGUUGGUCAACUUACAGCGCCACGCCCGCACCCACACUGGAGAGAAACCGUACGGCUGUCACCAGUGCACCUAUGCCUGCAGUUCCCUCAGCAACCUGCGGCGGCACCAGCGCAUGCACUCGCAGGCAAAACCGCCGCAGCAGAAGAAAGAAAAGAGACGAGCAAGAAGGAAAACGACAGAUGGUGAAACUGAAGAAGUGGUCACCCUACAGGUGUCCCAGGACUCAGGCUUCCUGCGGACUCUGGGGGGCGCCCUCGGCUCCCCCUCAGCCCUGCUCCCUGCCCUCCUCUUCCCUCUGUGCUGCCAGCUGUGUGGCCUGACCUUAGAGGACGCUGACCUGGACGUGGACAAAGUGGACAGCCAGGGGGACAGUGAUGGAGGACAGAUUUGUCGUCGCUGCUCCUGGGAGCUGUUAACCAAAGACGAAGCCACACCCCCACAGAGCCCAGUGACAUCACAGGGAUCUAGGACAGGUCAACGGGGCACUAAGAUCUGUUACUGCCACGCCCACUUGACCCACCACGCCCACAUCCACUCUGAGGAGAAACCACACCGCUGCCCCCGCUGCCCCUACACAUCCUCCCACCUCAACAACCUCAAGCGACACCUGCGGGUGCACACGGGCGAGAAGCCGUACUGCUGCCCUGUCUGCAGCUACGCCUGCGGGAACCUGGCCAACCUGCGGCGCCAUGAGCGCAUCCACUCGGGCGCCAAACCUUUCCUGUGCAGCGUCUGCAGCUACUCAUGCAACCAAAGCAUGAACCUGAAAAGACACAUGCUGCGGCACACGGGGGAGAAACCGUACGCCUGCACCGAGUGCGGCUACACCACGGGCCACUGGGACAACUACAAACGCCACCAGAGGAAACGCGGACACAACACAGGCAGCUGGGACAGACACGCCCACGCCGCCGCCCUCCGCUGGACCGAAGAGCCUCAGGACCGCCACAGACCGGACACCACGUAGGGACGGUGGGAACCUUCAUCUGGAUUACUGCAGUGAAACAGGGGGCAGGAAAAUAUUCUGCAAAAAAAAGAAAAAACACAAAAUCUGAUGGAUGAUGAGUUCAAAGCUCUUUGAGGUGGAAAUAAAAUACUCAUAUUUUAAUAGUUAGUUUUUAAAAUUAAACUGAAGCAAAGAAUCAGAAUGGAAGGUGGUACGUAGCACAGCCGCCAGGUCGUCCACUGAUGAUUAAAAAACCAAAAUGUUUUCUUACUCCGCCCCUUUUUAUGUGGAUCCACUUCAUAGUUUCUGCUUCUGACGUCACAAAGUUCAUUCAUUUAGACCUGCCUAUUCCAGUCAAGGGUCACAGGGGGUGGAGCCUAUCUCAGCAGUCAGAGGUCGUGAGGCGGGUUCACCCUGGACAGGACGCCAGUCUGUCAUAGGGUCACAUACAGACAAACACAGUCAC